This is a messenger RNA of Racocetra persica, 130 nucleotides long. NCBI's taxonomy places the organism in Eukaryota, Fungi, Glomeromycota, Glomeromycetes, Diversisporales, Gigasporaceae. The record is from the annotation of a GenBank genome assembly.
ACUUCUUUUCAACAAGAACAAGCGUCUAUGUUGAAUCUGGAGUAGCAAUUUAUUUGAAGUGGCCACUUAAGAAGCAUCUGACCGAAAUUAGUUCCCAAAAAUUAAAUCUUCACGCGUUAAUUCUGGAAAG